Molecule: messenger RNA, 1195 nt
Organism: Nymphalis io (European peacock)
Lineage: Eukaryota; Metazoa; Arthropoda; Insecta; Lepidoptera; Nymphalidae
Gene: mRpL44
Product: 39S ribosomal protein L44, mitochondrial
Exons: 6
Coding region: 171-1139 (322 amino acids)
Biological process (GO): RNA processing
Molecular function (GO): double-stranded RNA binding; ribonuclease III activity
Source: RefSeq, a predicted model, not a curated record
CAAACAAGUUCUCAACAUAAAACUGAACUGAAAUAACAUAACCUAUCAUAAUUUAUUUUUCAGUCCUUUUUUUUCUUACCAUUACAACAACAGAACUUAUAUAUUGUUUUCGGACAAAGUCAUGUUCAUGUUUCAAUAACAUUCAUUAGGUGCAUUAUUAUACCUAUAAAAUGGCAUUUGUAAGACGUUUCACACCUCUUUUAACAAAAACUCUUUUGAAUUUUCCUAUCAGUACACAGGGUCGGAGAAUACAACGUUGGGUAUCACCAACUUUAAUAGAAUUAAAAUAUCGCGAAAAAAAGCAAGGCGGAAAGGUCAUAAAUCCGAGAAACACAUUUUUAGAAUGGAAUUUAGAAGCGGAACUAUAUGCUUUUGGAAAGCGUCUCAAUGAAGAAUUUGAUUCAGAUCUUUUACUUCAAGCAUUUACAGAUCGCUCCUAUGUAAUUAAAGAGGAAAUGAAACAAAAGGAAAUGGAAUUUGAUUUAAAAAUGAAAGAUAACAGAGAAUUAACUGCAGAAGGUGAAAAGUUUAUGGAGGAAUAUAUUAAAAUUUAUUUGGAAACAGUCUUACCAAAGUUUCCAGUGGAAGGCAUACUUGGCAUAAGAGAUCAUCUCAUGAGUGAAAGUGUCCUUGCCGAUAUAUCCUUAAACCUCGGCACAAAAGACAUCAUAUUAGCUGCUGAAUAUCCCGUUGAACGUCAGAUACUAGCAAAUACAUUCAAAGCUUUAGUUGGCGCCUUACUACAAUCAUCCGGUGAUGAAAAAACUGCACAUUUCGUAAGGGACUUUGUAAUAACACAGUUACAAGGUCAAGAUGUAAACGAUUACUGGCACAUUGAAGAUCCUUGGACAAUGCUCACCGAUUUGAUAUCUAAAACAGGCAGUGAAUUAGAACCUAGGCUGAUUGGUGAGGUUGGAAAGAAUACAUUACUCGCUUGUUAUAGAGUUGGCCUCUAUGUGGACAGGAAAAUGUUAUCUUCAGGCUUUGGUGAAUCAGUAGCGAUAGCAAAAGAAAUGGCUGCAAGAGAGGCUUUGAAAAAGAUUUUUGGCACAGAAGAAAAUAUGUUUCCAUUAAAUUUUAAAUUAAAUGGAAUACCAAAAUCAACGUCAGAUUUAAGAUACAAAAUAUCUGCAAAUUGAUUUUUACUAAAUAGAUCAUGUAGAAUAAGGUAAUACUAAUAAAAAUCGUAAGAUAA